AUGUACCUUACAUGCACGGCCCUGAACCACCCUAUAUAUCCCCUCUCCACCUCGCCCUCUCUUCCGAACCACGUACGUACACUGUCUUUCAACCUGCAGCUAGCCUACUCACCAAGCCAGAUAUACAUAUAUACAUAUAUAGCAGUGUUUGAUGAGAAGAUCGAUGGCGAAGCUCUCAAUGACCCUCCUGAUAGCACUGUUCGGUGUGAUGCUGGUUUCCGCCAUGGCCCACAAGACCACCAUCACGACCGUGGAGGUCGUCGAGGAUGAGGAGGUUGAGAACCAGAGGAGGGGCUGCCAGAAGCAGCUACAGAGCACGCAGAUGCUGCGACACUGCCAGGACUUCCUCAUGGACGUCUCCAGAGGUGUCAGCCGCAGCCAAUGUGGGUGUGAAGGAAGUAGCCAGUUUGACCCCGCCGGCCCUGUGAUGAGGGGCCGUACAUCUGACCACUUCGAGCCCUGUUGCAACCAGCUCAGGCAGAUGGACCAGCGAUGCAUGUGCGAGGGUCUGAGGCAGAUAGUGAGGCAAGAGCAGGGGCGGUUCGGCGGAUGGGAGGUGCAGCAGGUGGCACAAUGUGCUAGGCAGCUUCCCCAGAUGUGUGGAACUGGACAGACGUGCUCACAGAUUCGAGCAGUUUAUAUAUAAGGAGAGCUGACAAGCUCUUGCCCUAAUCAUGCCGUGCUAGCUAACGGCUACGUACUUAGACUUAAUUUUCUUGAAUAAAGUUCACCCUUCUCUCUUCAUAUAAAUGAUAUAUGUAUGGUCCUUUAGGCGGCUUAUAUUUAUGUAUGGAGAGAUUUGGCGUGAUAAUAAAAUCCACACUAUCGUGUGGUUAUUAAUUAGCUGGGGGAGUUUAUUAUGAGAGGUUUCAUGGUUAUGUUAUGUACCCGGCAAGUUGGGCUCUAAUUAUCUAAUAAAAAUGUCCUUGUAAGUAUCAUUCA
This is a messenger RNA of Punica granatum (pomegranate), 942 nucleotides long. The record is from RefSeq and is a predicted model, not a curated record. NCBI's taxonomy places the organism in Eukaryota, Viridiplantae, Streptophyta, Magnoliopsida, Myrtales, Lythraceae.